Molecule: messenger RNA, 3651 nt
Organism: Tachysurus fulvidraco (yellow catfish)
Lineage: Eukaryota; Metazoa; Chordata; Actinopteri; Siluriformes; Bagridae
Product: somatostatin receptor type 2-like
Exons: 2
Coding region: 222-1331 (369 amino acids)
Biological process (GO): cellular response to glucocorticoid stimulus; cellular response to estradiol stimulus; neuropeptide signaling pathway
Cellular component (GO): membrane; neuron projection
Molecular function (GO): neuropeptide binding; somatostatin receptor activity
Source: RefSeq, a predicted model, not a curated record
UGCUCAUCGCUGUUUCCGAUGCUCGCAGAGCGCGUGCAUUCGGUCUUACCGCAUUACCGCCACGCGCACAAUCAAACAAGCGCCUGUUUAAGCGACCAUCGAAUUUAUUCACUUCAACAGGAUUAAAAACACAGAUCAGAAAAAAGCUCAUCCGGAAUUCUGCUGAGGACCUGGCAAUAGGGUUACAUUCAAGAAUGGCAUUAAACUGACUAAGUGGCAGCAUGGACCUUUGGAUAUUUCCAUCCUCACUUCCAAACUUGUCAGAGCCUCUUAUGUAUGAGAGCUUUAUUCCUGGCAACGUUUCAGAUGAGAGCUUAAGGAAUGCCACUGACAACAGCUUCACCAAGACCGGCACAGUGGUCAUCACGUUUAUUUACUUCAUAGUUUGUGCUGUAGGGCUUUGUGGCAAUGCUCUGGUUAUUUAUGUCAUUUUGCGCUAUGCCAAAAUGAAGACUGUAACCAACAUCUACAUCCUUAAUUUGGCUGUGGCUGAUGUGCUUUUCAUGAUGAGCCUGCCCUUCAUUGCAAUCCAGUUAGCCCUGGUUCACUGGCCCUUUGGAGCAGUGUUGUGUCGUUUGGUCAUGACUGUGGACUCUCUCAAUCAGUUCACCAGCAUCUUCUGUUUGAUGGUCAUGAGCAUUGAUAGAUACUUGGCUGUGGUGCAUCCUAUCAAGUCCACCAAAUGGAGAAAGCCUCGACUGGCCAAGUUCAUUAACCUGGGGGUGUGGGGAGUUUCCUUGCUGGUCAACUUGCCAAUUAUCAUCUUUAGCAGCUUGAUCACCAAGCCAGGUGGUUGUUUCUGCACCAUUGUGUGGCCUGAGCCACAGGAGGCCUAUUACACAGCCUUCAUGUUCUACACUUUCUUUCUGGGCUUCUUUCUGCCUUUAAUGGUUAUUUGUAUGUGUUACUUACUCAUCAUUAUCAAAGUAAAAUCAUCUGGGAUACGGGUGAGCUCCUCCAAGCGGAAGCGCUCAGAAAGGAAGGUGACACGCAUGGUGUCUAUUGUGGUUGCUGUGUUUGUGUUUUGCUGGCUUCCAUUUUAUGUCUUUAAUGUGACAUCUGUAACUGGCACCAUUAGCACGACACCUAUCUUGAGGAGCACCUUUGCAUUUGUGGUAGUGCUGGGAUAUGCUAACAGCUGUGCCAAUCCCAUUCUCUAUGCCUUCUUGUCAGAGAAUUUCAAGAAGAGCUUCCAGAAUGUUCUGUGCCUGAAGAAAGUAGGUGGCCUGGAUGAGAUUGACAAUAGUGACAGUAGGCAAGACAAGACACGGAUGAACGCUAGUGAAACUCAGAGCACACUACUGAAUGGAGACCUGCAGACCAGCAUUUGAGAGAAAAUAACAAAACUCUUUAGACAUGCAUACGGUUAUGGACAACAGAUGGACAAAACAUUUUAGGGAAAAAAAAUAAAGUGGGGAAGAAGCCUGAUAAAUUGAACAGAUGAACAGAGGCAUCAACCAUUUUCACCAGUUCACAAAAGAAAAAGCAUGCCGUAUUUUUCCAGUAAUAGAUCAAGGAGAUUGAUUGAUGUCUUUAUUUAAAAAAAGAAACAUUUGUCUUACAUUUGUGAUAUACUGAACAUAUUAAAGUAUUGUUUUCCUGAAUUCACUGCAAAAUUCAAGUAAGAUGACCAUAAAGUUCUUCAGACUGCAGAGGGUCAUUAGAUACAAGAGGCGACAGCAAACACUCAAGUAAGUGUACCAUCUACCGUCAUGUGUUUCCUCCUUUUGACGAGUUUACCCAAAGGUAACAGUCCAGCACUCAUCUAUCUAUUUUAAUGGAACAAUCUCAUAUUCUUUUGAGAGCAAAAUGUUGGAUGUAGUUUGGGAAGUAUUCUAAAUGAAAAUUGAAUGAAAUUUUGCUAUAGCAAAAUGUUUUGCUAUUCUAAAUGAAAGCCUUUACAUUCUUUUUAUUGUAUUAUUGCCUUUUGGACUAUUAAAAAUUAAAGCUACCUGUCUGUGGCAUUGCCACUGAAUGUUUACUAUGAAUCCACAGAAGGUACCUGAAUGUCUAGAAUUAUGUAAUCCUUCCUUUCUGACAGGAUUAACAGUUUUGUAUUAUCCUUUUUUUUUUUUUUUGUAAAUAGUAUUGCUGAGACCUUUGUAAGGUACAUCAUUCAUGUGAAACCUUCCCUCUAUCAUCCAAAUGUAGCUUGCCUGUAAUAUUUAAUGGGAUAGCUGCUGGCUUAACACUAACCGAACUGCUGCUAUUGUGUAUAGAUUUCUGUUUAAUUCUGGAGAUUAUUGUCUCUGUUCUUGCCAUAACCUAUGUUUAAAAUGUACAACCUUCUCGAAAUUCCACUCACUGUUUCUUAUACUGUAUAACUACAAUUCGUAAAUAUAUUGUGCCAUUUAUUAGUUUCAUUUAUUAAAAGCAAGAUUUUCCUCUAUAUUACUUGCAUACAUUAGAACAAAAUCUAGUUUUGUUUAAUACCAUGAUGUGCCAGAUAAUACAGUACAAAUACAUAUCUUUGUGAGAUUGUUUUUCUAGGUGUAUAUUCUCCGGUCUAUAUAGAGAUGUCAAAUUGCAAAAGGGCUAUAACAUGUGUUAACUUGGGCAGUCAUGUUCCUUUAAAAAUCCUUGCAGAUUCUUUCACUGUUACUAUCCUGAGAAUUCAUCGCCUGCUAUGGUUCCUUGUAAAAAUGAGUAGCAGGAUAUUUGAGUGAUCACCCAUCUGCUUAAAAAGGUUGCUUGGUGUGCUUUUUCCUACGUUUGAACAUGUCAAUGUGUAAAGGUCCUAUGUUUGAAUAAAGUCUGUUUCUAGUGUUCACUCUAGUUCAUGUACUGCAAGAACAAAUGUAUUUAAAUCAGCAACAGCCCUUAUACUUGUAGACAUUUAGAAUGGAUAUCGUGCCCCAAACCUUUGCAGGCUCACUAUGCAAUUUAUCAGUGCUACAGUGCUACUACUGCAAAGAGAAGAGAAAGCUAUGUGACACUGUAUCAAUAAACAGAUCUUUUACAUUAUAAAUAUAGCUCCAUUAAUCUUAGGGAUGAACGUAGGAAAUGAUGGCAGUUGACUCUUCAUUUGUUAUUCUCUUCAGAGUGAAUGUGGGCAAACAUCGCCAUCUGGUGAGGGACACAAUAUUUGUUGACCCCUUGAUAACAUAACGUUAUUAACAAUGUAGUAUGAUGUGGCAAACAUUAAGAUGACCUCUUUCUUCUAUUAUCAUUGCCAGUCAGUGACUGAGUUUGAAUACUUACAAAUGACUCACUGACUAAGUUAUUCUGUUUUGUUUUAGUGCUUUUAUUUUAGAUACAUCUAACCAAAUAUAUAGCAUGUGUAUGCUAUUGUAAAUGGAAAUGAUUAACAUUAACAAACUUCCUACUGAAGAUGUUGUUUGUGCUAGUUCAGUGUCUUCUUGGAAGCAAAACUCUCUCAUUAUAUAUACUUUCAAUCUUAUCUUGCUUUAUGCCUUUUGUUGACUAUCUUCAGCAUCCAAAAUAAAAGAUUAAAGGAUUAGAUAAGUGUUCAAUAUAAACGAGCAAAUCCAGACGCCUUUCUUUCUUGUCACACACCAUCUGCACCACCAACGUCUAUGGUGUAUUCACAGGAGGGUUGGCCUGAGCAAGUCUUUUAAUUCCUGACCACAAGCUUAUAAUUCUCAACAAUAUACUCUCAACAAAACGUAAUGGCAUUCUAAUCACAGGUUG